UGGCGCAUCGCGCCAUGUCCCGAGGCGACGACGACGCGCUCGACGCGCUCGACGCGCUCGACGCGCUCGACGCGACGCGCGAGCCGUGGCGACUCGGACACGAUCGAGCGUUGAUCGAACGCGCGCGCGCGAGCGACGCGCGAGCGCUGGAGCGGUGCGCGCGAACGGCGACCGCGGUCGAUGGAAACGCGCUGGAGACGUCGUACGCGACGUGCGAGAUCGCGAGCGUGAGCUGUGGAUUCAGAAUCUUGAGCAAUUCGCAGUUUUUGGAAAAGCGCGUCGACGAACGAGACGACGACGACGACGAGGUCGACGGCGUUGGAAAAGAAAGCGCGCGCUCGGCGAGCGAAACGAAAGAAAACGAGGAUGGAGAAACGCCGGAGGCGUACGCGGAGGCGGCGCGGCGGGCGAUGGAGGCGAUACGUGGACGGUGGGCGGAGACGCGCGACGGCGGGUUGGCGCUCACGGGGAACGAGCAUUGGCGACCGUUGCCGGCGGUGAUCGGCACGACGGCGUACUAUCACGACGAAAGCUGUGGGUUGGAUCCAAAGGUGGCGAAAAAUCCGAAUCCGGCGCGGUGGGGGACGUACAUAUCGAGCGAUGACGAGGACUCGAGCGAGGUGAGCGAAGAUUCGAGCGACGAGUUCGAGAGCGAUAUCUCGAGCGAAUUCGUGAGCUCGACGUCGAGCGAGGGGGAGUAUUCGGACAUGGAGGAUAACUUAGCGGACGUUGAAAAUAACUUUGGUGACGUCGAUGGGUCGUAUGCGUUGGCUGGCGCCGGCGGCGAUGGCUUGUUUUCGAGCGUCGGUUUGUCGUCGGCGACGACAGCCGCGAAGAAGGCGGCGCCGUCCUACGCGUUAUCUUUCGACGAUGUGUUCGGAGACGACGUUCGCAAAUCAAAAGGCGGAUUAUUUGAUGACGUCGAAGGUGACGACGGUGGUCUCUUCGGAGGCGCGAGCGGGAAAGCGCCUUUGGCGUCCGCGCCCGCGCCUUUGGCGUCUGCGCCUGCGAAACCGCCCGCGGCGGCGCCGAAAAAGCCGAAAGGAUUGUUCGAUUCCGAUUCCGAUGACGACGACGGCGAUUUGUUCGGAAUUACCAGACGUCCGUCGGGAGGCGACUUGUUUUCGGAGCCGAUCACCGAUCCCCUCGACGCGUUGAAAUCGGUGGAAUCUAAGAAAACAGACGCAAAAACGCUUGUGCCGCCGUCGUCCGCCGUGGCGUCCAUGUCGAUCGCGGUACCGGAGCCGAAAAAGUCACCAACGGCAUUGUUUGAUUCAGAUUCAGACUCCGACGACGGAGGGCUCUUCUCCACGAAGCCGAAGGAAGUGAAGAAGGCGCCUCCGCGCGAAGGCUUGUUCGAUUAGUACAUCACCUUAGGAUAGUCAUAGAUAGA
This is a messenger RNA of Ostreococcus lucimarinus CCE9901, 1393 nucleotides long. RefSeq lists its product with no specific name. The coding region runs from base 15 to 1364 and encodes 449 amino acids. The record is from RefSeq and is a predicted model, not a curated record. Lineage: Eukaryota; Viridiplantae; Chlorophyta; Mamiellophyceae; Mamiellales; Bathycoccaceae. The transcript has 2 exons.